AUGGGGCUGAAGGCUCGGCGCGGCGCUAGCGGGGCGGCGGCGACAUCGGGCGGCCGGGCGGCGACAGGAGGUGGCGGCGGUGGCGGCGGAGGUGGCGGCGGUGGAGACCCCGAGCAGGGCUCGCUGGCCCUGGGGUCCGGAGCCGAUCGCGACGGGACUCUGCUGCUGGAGGGCGGCGGGAAGGACGAGGGGGGCAAACGGAGCCCGCCGGGCUUGGGGCUGCUGGCCAAGACCCCCCUGAGCCGCCCGGUGAAGAGGAACCACGCCAAGUACCGACGGGUCCAAACUUUGAUCUACGACGCCCUGGAGCGACCCCGAGGCUGGGCGCUGCUCUACCACGGCUUCGUGUUUCUGAUUGUCUUGGGGUGUUUGAUCUUAGCUGUCCUGACAACUUUCAAGGAAUAUGAAACUGUUUCAGGAGACUGGCUCCUCUUGUUGGAAACUUUUGCCAUUUUCAUCUUUGGAGCAGAGUUUGCCUUAAGAAUCUGGGCUGCUGGGUGUUGCUGUCGCUACAAAGGAUGGAGGGGGAGACUCAAAUUUGCCAGAAAGCCUCUGUGCAUGCUGGAUAUCUUUGUGCUGAUUGCUUCAGUGCCAGUGGUUGCUGUUGGGAACCAGGGCAAUGUUCUGGCCACAUCUCUCAGAAGCCUCCGCUUCCUUCAGAUCCUAAGGAUGCUCCGAAUGGACAGGCGGGGUGGCACAUGGAAGCUUUUGGGAUCGGCCAUUUGUGCACAUAGCAAAGAACUCAUCACUGCUUGGUACAUCGGGUUCCUGACGCUCAUCCUAUCCUCGUUUCUUGUUUAUCUGGUUGAAAAAGAUGUGCCUGAAAAGGAUGCUAAUGGCGUGGAGAUGAAGGAAGAGUUUGAAACCUAUGCAGAUGCAUUGUGGUGGGGGCUGAUCACCCUUGCUACGAUUGGGUAUGGUGACAAGACCCCCAAGACAUGGGAGGGCCGGCUGAUUGCAGCUACGUUCUCUCUCAUUGGAGUGUCUUUCUUUGCUCUUCCUGCAGGCAUUCUGGGAUCAGGGCUGGCACUGAAGGUCCAGGAGCAACAUCGUCAAAAACAUUUUGAGAAAAGAAGAAAGCCAGCAGCUGAACUCAUUCAGGCUGCCUGGAGAUACUAUGCUACUAACCCCAACAGGAUUGAUCUAGUUGCUACCUGGAGGUUUUAUGAAUCAAUUGUAUCAUUUCCAUUUUUUAGGAAAGAGCAAUUGGAUGGUACUGCCAGCCAAAAGCUGGGUCUCUUGGAUCGGGUUCGUGGUACCAAUACUAAAGGAAAGCUAUUUACCCCUCUGAAUGUAGAUGCCAUUGAAGAAAGUCCUUCAAAAGAGCCUAAGAAUGUUGUCUUGAAUAAUAAGGAGCGUUUUCGCACUGCAUUCCGAAUGAAAGCGUACGCUUUUUGGCAAAGCUCAGAAGAUGCAGGUACAGGGGAACCCAUGGGAGAAGAGAGAGGCGACAGUAGUGACUUCCUCAUGGAAGAGAUGAUCCCCACAUUCAAGACAGCCAUCCGAGCUGUCAGAAUACUACAGUUUCGUCUCUAUAAAAAAAAAUUCAAGGAGACAUUGAGGCCUUAUGAUGUAAAGGAUGUGAUAGAGCAAUACUCAGCAGGGCAUCUUGAUAUGCUUUCCAGAAUAAAGUAUCUUCAGGCAAGAGUAGAUAUGAUUUUUACACCUGGACCUCCAUCUACUCCCAAGCAUAAGAAAUCCCAAAAGGGAGGAGCUUUUUCUUACCCUUCACAACAGUCUCCCAGAAAUGAUCCAUAUGUAGCCAAAGCAUCUACAGCAGAUACUGAAGACCAAAGUAUGAUGGGCAAAUUUGUUAAAGUUGAACGACAGGUUAAUGACAUGGGGAAGAAACUGGAUUUUCUUGUCGAUAUGCAUAUGCAUCAUAUGGAACAGCUGCAAAUACAAGUCGCUGAGAUAAGUCCAUUGAAAGAAACUGCUUCUCCUGCAAAGGAGAAGAGAGAAGAAAACAAGUAUUCUGAAUUAAAAACAAUAAUAUACAAAUACACUGAGCAGUGUGCUCAUGAAACUCCAUACAGCUUUCAGCAGGUUCCAGUCAACAAAGUCAGUCCUUAUGGUUUCUCAGCACAUGGUCAUGUGACUCAUUCACAACCUUUAUCAACGGGUGGGCAAAACUCUGGCAAACUGCAAGCCACACCUUCCUCAACUUCAUAUGCAGAAAGGCCAACAGUUUUGCCUAUAUUUACGUUGAUGGACUCACAGGUUAGCUACCACUCCCAAGGAGACCUGCAAAGCCCUUACUCAGACAAAGUGUCUCCAAGGCAGAGAAGGAGCUUAACAAGAGACAGCGAUACGCCAUUGUCCCUUCUCUCUGUCAACCAUGAGGAACUUGAGCGCUCCCCAAGUGGCUUCAGUAUCUCCCAAGACAGAGACGACUUUCCUUUUGGCCCCAAUGGGGGAUCUGCAUGGAUGAGAGAGAAACGUUACCUAGCAGAGGGAGAAACAGACACAGACACCGAUCCUUUUACACCAAGUGGCUCCAUGCCUUUGUCUUCAACAGGAGAUGGGAUUUCAGAUUCAAUAUGGACCCCUUCAAAUAAGCCAGUUUAA
Molecule: messenger RNA, 2568 nt
Organism: Cygnus atratus (black swan)
Lineage: Eukaryota; Metazoa; Chordata; Aves; Anseriformes; Anatidae
Gene: KCNQ3
Product: potassium voltage-gated channel subfamily Q member 3
Exons: 15
Coding region: 1-2568 (855 amino acids)
Biological process (GO): potassium ion transport; transmembrane transport
Cellular component (GO): membrane
Molecular function (GO): voltage-gated potassium channel activity
Source: RefSeq, a predicted model, not a curated record